Aspergillus affinis is the source of this 1041-nucleotide messenger RNA. RefSeq lists its product as uncharacterized. The transcript has 5 exons. Bases 1 to 1041 code for a protein of 346 amino acids. The record is from RefSeq and is a predicted model, not a curated record. Lineage: Eukaryota; Fungi; Ascomycota; Eurotiomycetes; Eurotiales; Aspergillaceae.
AUGUAUAAUCCCGCCGCGUAUGAGCUUUCGCCUACCGAUCAAAGGGGCUUGGUGGUGAUCACUGCCACCAUGCUCAUGUCAUGGAUGGUGAUUGUUUCUUUGAUCCGAUUGUACAUGAGAUUGGCCCUGAAUGGGCCCCUGGGUUGGGACGAUUUGGCAGCUUUUGUCGGAGGUGCUUUCGGAAUCGCAAAUGUGGGCGUGAUCAUGAAGGGUGUCUCUUAUGGCUUAGGCCAGUCUGCCCAGUCGGCUACAGUAGAGCAGUUGACGAAUGAAGGCAAGACUUUGCUCGCUGCAGAUAUCCUUUUCAUUGCAGGUCACUGCGGCGCGAAGCUGUCUGUCUGCCUUCUUCUCAAACGACUAGGUCGUGAGCCCUCCUACCUAUUGUGGUGCAGGGCUACCAAACUUCUUACGGUGCUUUGGGCGAUCGGUUCCAUAAUUGCUAUCGGUAUACUGAGCAACUCCGGGACUCAAUUGGGCAUUGAAAGGAUGGACUCAAGAGUGAACAAUGCUUGGAAAGGCAUUACCACAGUUGAUGUCAUUACGGAAGCCGUUUUGGUGGCACUAAGCGUAUAUUUGGUCUGGGGGAUACGCAUGCAGUUCAAGCAGAAGGUGGCGGUUAUUUUCGCGUUCGGGACUCGGGCGACACUAAUCAUUAUCUCCAUCGUUCGACAAACAUACCUGAACCGCGCAUACUCCGGAACCGAUGUUUCACUAGGACUCUCCGACGCAUUGAUCGCGACGGAAGUCCUUCUACACUUCAGCAUAAUGGCCGCAACGAUGCCGUGUCUCAAGCCGUUCGUCAUCGCUUUCAAUACAGGAUGGGGACAAGGUGUCAGGAAGAAUGGAGGAUCAUAUUAUGUCGAUUCAACCAACACCGCGUCGCAUGCUCAACCCAAGCAACGGAAAGACGAUGAUGAAUUGAACCCGACCGUUACUGGGGCCUCUGAAGGCAGCGACAACUCCCAACAGCUCAUCAUCCGAGAAACAAGAGAGUGGACGUUACAGGCGGAGUAUAUCGAGAUGGACUCCUAUCAGAGAUAA